UUUAGACAAUUGCAAAUUUCAAGGAGCGUAAUUUGCGGAUGUGUCUAUCUAUACCUAAUACUACAUUAUUGAAAUGUCACGUCAUCCUCAGUGGCUGACACUAAAUGUAUCAUAUUCAUUAAAUCGGGAGAGAGCGGGUACUCUGAGUCUGUAUCCAUUACUAGAGGAUUCCUGUCUGCCAGAGUUAUGUAACCUAUGUCUAUGACCUUGAGUUUUAAUCAAAAUUCUGGGCCUCUCCUGGUUUUAAGCCAUUUGGAAGCUAUUCUGGAGAGGUAUAGGCAUGGAGAUUUGUUGCUGGGUUAUACCUGUUGCUUUGCUCCUAUCACUAGACUUGGUUGCAGCCCAUAUCCAUGGUAACCCUGCUGAUGAGCUAGUUGAUAUGAUUAACAAGAACAGAAGUUCCCACAUCAAAUCACCAUCGUCACAGCUGUAUGACAAUCCAGGGCUGGCAUGCAUGGCAUUACAGUACAUCGAUACAUACAAUGGAAAGUGCGAUGAAGGGAAGAAGCCUCCAGAAGUGGAUAUUACAGAAGUGUUUGCUCCAGAUUGUGGGGUAGAGUUGGCCACAGUGCAAACCAUAUCAGGCAGGCUGUUGGCCUGUCAGCUACAUUAUGCAGAGCCUGCUCAAGCGUUUUCUCAGCUUCUGAUUGAAAGCAAAAAGAGCCUGUCCAUUUUGUAUGAUGGCAACCACACAGAGGUUGGGGUGGGUGUGAGUGGGACCAAUGGUGGUGGGCCCUACUUUUGGUGUGCCCUGUUUGGCAGUGGACAAACUAAUUCUACCUUUGAGCUUGAAGGAGGCAAGGCCUUAAAACAGAGUCAAGGUUGUUUCAGUGGAUCUGAUGCCCCUUGUGCUGUUUCUGCCGCUGCCUUAACCUCUGCAACAUCUUUCUUUCUUCAAUUCCUCUCUUCUCUUUCUCUUCUUCUGGUUAUUUCCCUGUCUUCAACAAGAUGAUGCACAGACCCAGAUGAUUAUUCCCCUGCUACCCGCCCUUUGUUUUUUCUUGAUAUUUACAGCUUUCUCUGCGCAGUUGUGUAACACAUUGAUAGUCCCAUCAGCCAUUUUAAGGGUUUUGGGAAAAUUUACAAAGAAAGAAAAUUUAUAUGAAGAUCCUAUGCUCUGAGAAAUAUAAAACAAUGGAAGGAAAGCAGCGAAAAGAAAGUUGAAAAAUAGAUUGUUGCAGAGUGGUGAUGGUGUGCUGUAGAAUACAUGGGUUUUCGCCAUCCGACUCAAUGGAGAGGGGACCACUGUUUAACAAAUUUUCAACUAGGCAGUACGUUUUUCCGGAUUGCUAAGUGAUAUGAAUUGACGAUCCUUUUCAAAAAAUAAACAAAUAGAACUAGUUUAUUCUAUUUGUUGAGAUUAGAAAUAGCAGAGAUUUAUAUUGUGAAAAUUGGUAAAGAGGAUAUUAUGAUGCCCGCAUUGUAUGAUUUAAUUUUGGGAUUUUGCUAUUAGAUUUAAGGAUGUGAAGCUUGGACAAAUGAUGAAGGAUUUUCGUUCUGUUCGAGCACCUAUGUCUCUGCUUUGUGUCUGUAGUUUUGAUCUUUUUGUUGUAUUGACCUUGUUCUACAAUCUUAAACUUUUCAUUCUCGUUCCUGUU
Messenger RNA from Cryptomeria japonica (Japanese cedar), 1598 nucleotides. RefSeq lists its product as uncharacterized. The transcript is spliced from 2 exons. The record is from RefSeq and is a predicted model, not a curated record. NCBI's taxonomy places the organism in Eukaryota, Viridiplantae, Streptophyta, Pinopsida, Cupressales, Cupressaceae. Bases 281 to 952 code for a protein of 223 amino acids.